GGGAGAUACCCGAAAGCAAAGGAUCCAGCCAAUCGUCUCCCGUUCCCCAAAACCAGCGGCGCCACCACCCACCCCCAUGGCUUCCGCCGCGGCGAGAUCCGGCCUCCGCUCCCUGGCGGCGCGCGCCAAGGCCCCCGCCCCGGCGAGGCGCCCCAUGUCCUCCUCCGCCCACGACGACGCCUAUGAGACGGCCAAGUGGGAGAAGAUCACCAUCGUCGCGGCCGUGUCCUGCACCCUCCUGGCGGCCUGGAACCUCUCCAAGGGCCACCCCCACUACGACGAGCCGCCGGCGUACCCCUAUCUGCACAUCCGCAACAAGGAGUUCCCCUGGGGACCUAAUGGCCUUUUUGAGACCAAGCACGACCAUUGAGUACUGAAUAGUACACCAUGAGAAGUUGGUGAAUGCUUCAGUAAAGUUCUCUGGUUGUUCCAGUGUUUUUUUGUUUUCAUUGCGAUCUAUUUGCUGCAAGAAAUAAGAAAGACAAACUCGUAUGUUGACAAUCCAGAAUUGACUGUUGUGUCUUCCUUGUUUUCGCAUCAAUGAUUAUAUGCAAGGCGAUUGUGUUUCUUGCCUAGUUUGACAGAAGAGUCAUUAUCAUACUCCAGUGUAAUGCUUUCAGCUUUAUGGAAGGACGUUCACCUCCCUA
Lolium rigidum is the source of this 647-nucleotide messenger RNA. Its product is annotated as cytochrome c oxidase subunit 6a, mitochondrial-like. Gene Ontology annotation, biological process: mitochondrial electron transport, cytochrome c to oxygen. Gene Ontology annotation, molecular function: enzyme regulator activity. Gene Ontology annotation, cellular component: mitochondrial inner membrane. The record is from RefSeq and is a predicted model, not a curated record. NCBI's taxonomy places the organism in Eukaryota, Viridiplantae, Streptophyta, Magnoliopsida, Poales, Poaceae. The transcript is spliced from 4 exons. Bases 77 to 370 code for a protein of 97 amino acids.